AUGUCUCUUCUUGUUCCUCGAGCUCUCUCUCUCCAUUUGCUUAGAUUCCUUUCUUCGCUCAAUCUCCGCCACUUUCUUCCCUCAGCCGAAUCUAGCGCGGGAGCAAAAGCUAGAAGCCCUGGAAUAAACAAGAAAAGAGAGGAUUUUUUUUAGCUUACCUGCAUGGCAAAGUGAAGAUACGAGCUUGGAGUUGGGUUUCGAGGUCUGCUUUAGGUUAGGGUUUCGCUUGGCAUUGGGUGUUACGGUUUUUUUGGCUGGGAAUGCGAAGCAAUGGCGGUGCUGUAGGCGUUUUGUGAUGGGGUGCGGGAGCUCCAAGGCGGAGGAACCGCCACUGGUCGUGCUGUGCCGGGAGCGGCGAGAGCUCAUACGGGCGGCGGUCGAGCACAGGUUCGCGCUUGCGGCGGCGCACGCUGCUUACUUCCGCGCGCUCGGCCGCGUCGGGGACGCGCUGCACCGGUUCGUGCAAGAGGAGCUCGUGGCGGCGCCGGCGUCCCCCGUUCUGACACUGCCGCCCUCUGAAGGUAAGGGUAAGGCUAAGGCUGAGAUCGAGAGGUCGGACAGGGAGAUUGCCGGUGGCGGUGCGGUGGGUGCUUCGGCUUCUACUUUCGCUUCGCUUUCGCACCCGCACUCGCAUUCUGACGAUUCUCAUUUGCACCUGCCUUCCGACACCGAACUUGAUGAAAUUGCCGGAAAAAGUAGCGAACUCGAUGUAGGCGGCGAAGAUUCAUCGCGUUCUUCUUCUCAAUAUCCGUAUUACGGUGCUCCCAUCCCUAAUUACUACUAUAUGAAGAAGACCUCCACGUUCUCGGCUACCACGGUCUAUCAGAAUCCCUAUCCGCAAUGGUCCGAUACUGCUUAUGUAGGAUAUGGUUACGAGUAUGGAUACAGCUAUCCAAGUUAUGGUGCUCCAACAGAGUCAUUGCAGCCCCUGCCUGAUCAAGAUCAGAACUUUUAUGGUCAGAGCCAAACUGUGAGGGAAGAUAAACCUGCAGAUCCACCUCCGCCGCCGCCGCCGCCUCCUGAAGGAUCAGCUUGGGACUUCUUUAACCCUUUCAAUUCGUAUGAGCAGAUGAUACCUGGGUACUUUCAGGGUGGGGGAUCGUCGGCCAGCAGUCCUAACUCAAGCGAGGUAAGGGAGAAGGAAGGCAUUCCAGAUUUGGAAGAGGAAACAGAGCAGGAGUCCAUUAAGGCAGGGGACUUGACUAAGAGGAAGUUGAAGAAAAAGGAUACAGAUUCCAGAGUCUCGAGCGAGAGAAGUUCCAGCAGGAGCUCGAAUGUGUCUUCAAUGGAACAAGAAGCCAAUCUGAACAAUGAUACGGUUUCUUCAAAGGCAAAAGAAGAGAAUCAGGGUAUUGCUCAGGCUAUUAAAGUCGAAGACGAUGAGAAGGAAGUUUUUACAAAGAACAGAAACGUGAGUUUUGCUGAUGAAACAUCACCUAUCACUGAAGACAGCAGGUCUGAUGCCCUAUUCAUACAUGGUUCGAGGGAUUUAAUGGACGUUGUGAAGGAUAUCAAAGAACAAUUUGAAUCAGCAGCCCGCUGCAGUAAGGAGGUCUCUGAGAUGCUUGAGGUAGGCAAGCUGAAGUAUAGAUCAAGGAACAGGAUUUUGAGAGUGAUCCUGUCUAGGAUGUUGGAUCCUGUCAUUUUGCCUAUUCAGACACGGUCACAGUCUUCGUCGACCAAUUCAAAAAAUUUAACUGCUGCAAGAUCACGGACAACAAAAAACCCUGAUCUGGAGGGUGACUUUGAUCCUGGCAAACUUUCAUCAACACUGGACAAAAUAUAUGUAUGGGAGAAAAAACUUCAUAAGAUCGUUCAGGAAGAAGAAAGACUGCGAAUCAUCUAUGAAAGGGAGUGGAACCAACUCAAAGCUCUGGACGAAAAUGGUGCAGAGUCCUCACAGAUCAAUUCCACCCGGGAUUUAAUAAGAAACCUACUUACGAAGUUAAGCAUCGUAAUUAGAUCUGCCAGUCACAUUUCAAAGAGGAUACACAAGUUAAGAGAUGAAGAAUUGCGGCCCCAACUGAUUGAGCUAAUCCAAGGAUUGGUCAAAAUGUGGAGGUAUGUGCUUGAUUGCCAUCACAAGCAGUUUCAAGCCAUCAUCGAAAGCAAAAGUCAUGAUCUCGUUGCCAGGACAGGUAGCUCUGUGACUAAAGCCACCCUAGAAUUGGAAGCUGAACUCCUGAAUUGGUGUUCCUGUUUCACUAAUUGGAUUAGUGCUCAAGGGACCUAUCUUGAAUCCUUGAAUGGUUGGUUGCUGAAAUGGAUUCACCAGGAAAGGGAAGAGACACCCGAUGGGGUUGCACCAUUCUCCCCGAGCAGGAUCGAUGCCCCUGAUGCUGUUAUAAUCACAAAUGAUUGGCAUCACAUAGUAGGUAUAUCUGUGGACGAAGUGAUUGUUUCAAUGCGAACUUUUGCAGUAAAUGUACACAAGCUAUGGGAGACACAGAAUGAGGAGCAACACCAGAAGUUGAGGGCCGAAAAUUUGUCCAAAGAUUUUGCAAGAAGAGUUAAGUCACUUCAAAAAGAAAAUGGACUAAGCAAUCAGGAAAAUGAGCUAGAUAAAACAGUGUUACCUAUUUCGAAUGAGGCUUUAGGUCACGAUAACACAAUGUCCUUGGAUGCUAUAAAGAGAAGAUUGGAUGAAGAGACAGCCAGACAUGAAGAAACCAUAAAACAAGUGCAACAAGCAACAGCAAGUAACUUAAGGAUGGGGUUAGGUCCAAUAUUUCAAGCGCUGGAGAAUUUUUCCUUGGAGACACUGAAGAGGUAUCAAAGAGUUAGAAUCUCAGAUGAUUAGGGAGAGUGUUCCAAGGAUUUUUGAACUUGUCUCAGAGGGCUAAUCAAUCUACAAGUCGAAGAUUAUAGCUAUGUUCCAAUUGGCUCAUUUCCAUGUGCUUUGUGGUACAGAAAAAAAUAACAGAAUCCUAAGUACUGGUGUAUGAGCAGAUUUCAGAAUGCAUUCAAUACUUGUGGAAAGAAAUGAAAGGCUCCAGAGUAAAUCGUAAGGUAUGCAAGGCAUGCUGUGAUACCGAGAUAUGCAACUUCCUGCACCUUCUUCUUGAACCAAUUGGUAAUACUUAGUAGGCUAGAACAGAUCUUUGAUUGCAUUGACUCUGAUAAGAAGGAAGAUGUUCUUGUCUGGUUGCACAUCUGUUUAGCUGAGUCCAUCGGAUCACACGAGCAGACUGCCCGAGACCUCUUAUGAAAAAUAUUUGCACCCCAAUGUGGUCUUAUCUGGCCUACCAUCUGCACAUAGUUUUGGUUCGAACCAGGAAAGCGAUGGAUUUUAAUUUAUGUAAAUAUCAAGCUACUACGGGAGCUAUCUCUCUAUUCUUGCAGCAUUCACUGUUUGAAGUGCAAUUCUUUGCCUUGAAGGCAAAACUAGAUUUCCUAUGUUUUGACUAAGUCUUGUACUUAUUUAAUCUGACAAUGAAGAGCUGCCGUGUCAUGAUCUAUCUAAA
Messenger RNA from Zingiber officinale, 3464 nucleotides. RefSeq names its product protein ALTERED PHOSPHATE STARVATION RESPONSE 1-like. NCBI's taxonomy places the organism in Eukaryota, Viridiplantae, Streptophyta, Magnoliopsida, Zingiberales, Zingiberaceae. The coding region runs from base 296 to 2800 and encodes 834 amino acids. The record is from RefSeq and is a predicted model, not a curated record. The transcript is spliced from 4 exons.